This is a messenger RNA of Musa acuminata AAA Group (dessert banana), 983 nucleotides long. Its product is annotated as protein WVD2-like 3. The record is from RefSeq and is a predicted model, not a curated record. Gene Ontology annotation, biological process: microtubule cytoskeleton organization. Gene Ontology annotation, molecular function: microtubule binding. The coding region runs from base 184 to 804 and encodes 206 amino acids. NCBI's taxonomy places the organism in Eukaryota, Viridiplantae, Streptophyta, Magnoliopsida, Zingiberales, Musaceae. The transcript is spliced from 6 exons.
UGGAUCGCGUCGCCGUUAGCUGACGGCGUCAUGAAUUAAGGCCGCGAUAAAUAGGUUCGCAGAGCUCGGCGUCCCCCGCCCCUCCUGAGAGGAGACGAGGGCGGAGACGGAGGAGGAAGGGGAAGGAUCAGGACGACCUAACGAACGCGAGAGUCCAAGUAUAACUCGCCUCUCACAUCUAGGAUGCCUUUGCAACCUGAUAACUCGAUGCCCCUGGUUAACGAGGAUUGUUACUCUGUUGCUUCUACUGCACUAUCCAUAAGAACUUUGAAAGGCGGGACAACUGUGGCAACUGCUACUGCCCCUGCUUUCCGAUGCAGUGAGCGUGCAGAAAAGCGGAAGGAGUUCUACUUUAAAUUAGAACAGAAGCACCAGGCUCUGGAAGCUGAGAAAAUCCAGUCUGAAGCUAGACUAAGGGAAGAGCAAGAGGCAGCUCUGAGAAAACUAAGGAAGAGCUUGAUCUUUAAAGCAAACCCAAUGCCUAGCUUCUACCGUGAGGGUCCUCCGCCUAAGAUUGAACUAAAGAAGGCCAAUCUUCUUUUUGUACAAAAGGUACCUCCUACUCGUGCAAAAUCACCUAAUCUCACUCGAAGAAAAAGCUAUGGCGACGCUAAGACAACCGAAGAGGAUAACUGCAAUGGAGGAUGUGGACGGUUUCAUCGUCACAGUCUGGGUACCAACAGGGAAGCCACAAAAAAGUUGCAGAACAAUCCGGAGAACAUAAAGGGCAAAGAAGGGCUCAAAUCCAAGUCUCUUGCAGUUGCAACAAAUCGGGCAAGUGCCGGAGUCACUGUGCAGAUGUGAAAUGUGCGUUUACAUGCUUCUAAGCUUUACUUUAGCCUUGCAACUGAGUCGACGGUUUGUUUUUGCUUACUGAUAUCUGAUGCUGUAAAUUCUCUAACGUGUACACAUGAUGUGAUUUUGUUUGACUUGCUACUGUCUUCCUGGUUAUGAAAAUUUAUGAGAACCAUGAAUUCUGAGUU